AUCUCCUACACAGAUUGCAAGCGGUAGCUGGACUGCACUAUGGCAUAUCUGCUGCCGUACGUUUUGCUUGUCGUCUUUAGAGUAAGCAUAGGCAAUGGACAGCAGAUUGAGGUUAGAUACAGCAGUCUGGAUGUUGAAGGUCAAAUCCUCCCCGACCUUGUGAACGUGACCUUGACGACAGACACCAACACGACCCACCUGCAGCUGAACCGUGUUGAGUACAUUGACCUAGACAUCCCACUGUACUCACUCAGUGUCGACUCGAAUGGAACUUUUUCUCAGAGACGGGAGAGAUCACGUAACAGGAAGAACAUCGGCUACUACCAGGACGUUAAAAGUCAAGCCGUAUUUCAGCUCACACGGACUAACAGUGUCAGAGAGAGGAAGUCUAAGCUAACCAUCAUGGGGGAGUUCAAACAAAGCGAUGAGAAAUACUUCGUUAAACCGGAUGUGACGUCAACAGAACAAGCGACAACUACGACAAGUUCUCCUCUAGAUAAAGUUGUGUACAAGAUAAAACAAAACAAAAAACGACCAGCUAGUUUUAUGGAUUACGCCAUACCACCACCAGAAGUUUCUCUGACAAGACGGCAUAGAAAAAUGACAUGGGCUCGCAAAAAUCAACCCUUGAACGCUUCGUCGGACCAGUCCCCUCCACCCAAGCGUGACCGACGCGCGGCAGACUCGACCUAUUACAUUGACGUCAUCGCUGUUGUUGAUUAUGCUGCCUAUAGCCGUUUUUACCGGAAGUCUGACUCUAGAACAAAAGCAAUAGAUAACAUACGCGAGUACUACGCCUUUAUCUUCAAUGGGAUAGACCUGCUAUACCAGGGAAUAACAACAGCACCAUACAAGAUCAGAGUUCGUUUAAACAAGAUCUUUGUAGCUGAAACACCCUCGUCUUCAAAGUUUACAACUGACUACAGCACUCAAGGCUUGUUGGAUGCUGAUAAGGGUUUGCUCGCGUUUCGCUCUUUUGUAGGGGCCAGUGAUUUGUUACAAGCAUAUGACCAUGCAAUGCUGUUCACUGGAUACAACUUAAAAUCUGCAGACUCAGGCACAAGUAUAAUAGGUUAUGCUUAUCUUGGUACCAUGUGUCGGACUGACGGCUCUAGCACGUCCAUCAUUGAGGACAUGGCGGACUAUCAGGCCAGCAACACCGCUGCCCAUGAGCUGGGGCACAGUCUGUCAGCUCAACAUGACGGUGUGAGCAACAGGUGCACCGACACUUCCCGUUACAUUAUGGCGGCUUCAACUUUUGAAGAGACGCCAGACACGAUGUACAACCCUUGGCAGUUCUCUUCGUGCAGCGUCCAAUACUUCACGAAGUUCAUAGAGGAACAGUUAAAUACAAUACGAGGCUACUACUGUUUGACUAAAGUAAUUCCAAUAGAUCAAGAAGUCCCGUACGCAGGAGAUCAGCUUCCAGGACAAAUGUAUACACCCGAUCAACAGUGUCAAAUGAUCUACGGAGCCACAUCUAAUUUUUGCCGUAGCCUGUACUUGAAUGAUACAGAGGGAAUAUGCCGCAGUAUGUACUGCGUUAACCCAGAAAAUGCAAGCACAUGUGUGUCUUUAACAAAUGUCGCUGCUGUUAGAGGUACUACCUGUGGGAACGGCAAGAUUUGCAUUAACGGCCGUUGUGUGAUACAAGAUGGGGCCCCGCAAGCUGACGAGACAUGCAUGUACGGAGACCAGCCUGGAAGAAGUGAAGAUUUCUCGUCCUGUCAGGCGCAAGUGGCCAACUUCAAUGGAUAUUGUUACCGUGACAACGUAAGGGCAAAAUGCUGCUCCUCGUGCAAAGCAGUGAGAAAAACCAUAAGAAACUGCGAAUAUGAUGACUAUUAUGAUAACUGUGAUACAUCGGAUUGCUUAAGCCCAACAUUGAAAAUGCAAUGUUGCAAAACAUGUAAAAGUGGUGUUGCAUACACGACACGAACUACAAAAUCGACACCAAAAACCACUACAGCCAAAAUCUGUGUGGACAAUCCAGCAUUUACUUUUAGUGGUAAACAAUGUGCGUCUCUAGCUCAGAACUGGCCUAGCAUGUGUGACGAGGUGGAGGUCAAGCGCGCGUGUUGCGUGUCUUGUCAAAAGGUCAAUACUACAGUUGAUGCUUGUCUAGACGACACAGAGUUCCGGUACAACGGACAAACUUGUUCCUCUGCUGUACGUAACUCACGCGCCGUCUGCAACGACAAGUACUUUGAGCAGGUCUGCUGCAUGUCUUGUCAACAUGUUUACACUACAGUUCAGGCUUGUCUAGACGACACUGAGUUCCGGUACAACGGACAAACUUGUUCCUCUGCUGUACGUAAUUCCCGCUCCCUCUGCAAGUACUCGGACUUUGCGCAGAUCUGUUGCAAAUCUUGUCACAGUGGAUCUGGAAGCAGCAAGGUGCAGGUUCCUGUUCUCCUGGUCCUGAUGAUCACUUCUUUGGUGGCUGCACGCGUCUCUAUAAAAUAAAAUCGCGUUAGUUAAGUACUUUUAGCAGUAACACUAGAUUUAGAAUGUUUUGUUCAAACAAUUU
Molecule: messenger RNA, 2530 nt
Organism: Physella acuta
Lineage: Eukaryota; Metazoa; Mollusca; Gastropoda; Physidae
Product: A disintegrin and metalloproteinase with thrombospondin motifs 6-like
Biological process (GO): membrane protein ectodomain proteolysis
Molecular function (GO): metalloendopeptidase activity
Source: RefSeq, a predicted model, not a curated record